AUGGAGAAAAAAUGGACAUACCGUGCUGUCUAUUCCAUCAUCCAGAUACAUUUUGUCAGGGGGAUAUGGGAAGGAAAAUUCAACGCAGGAGAAGACAUUUAUGCUUUACCUGGCUCUGAUGUCAAUCUGACCUGCCAAACCCAGAAGAAAGGCAUCUUGGUGCAAAUGCAAUGGUCCAAGGUCACCAAAAAGGUGGACCUCAUUGCCCUUUAUCACCCCCAAUAUGGCUUCCACUGUGCCAGUGGGGUUCCCUGUAAGUCACUGGUGACUUUCACAGAAACUCCUGGGAAUGUGUCAACAUGGACUCUGCACUUAAGGAACAUGUCCUCCUCACUCAGUGGGAAGUAUGAGUGCAGCUUUAUUUUUUACCCACAAGGCAGUCAGACUAAAAUCUACAACCUUCUCAUUCAGGAAAAUGUUAUACAGGAAGAAUGGAGAAGCAACAAUACAAUAGAAAUAGAGAUAAAUCAGACUCUGGAAAUACCAUGCCUUCAAAAUAUCUCCUCGGAAAUUUCAUCUGAGUUCACCUUCGCAUGGUUGGUGGAAGAUAAUGGAACUCAGGAAACACUUUUCACCCAGGAUCACCCCAUCAGCAAAGCCACAUUAUUUAAAGACAGAGUCAAACUAGGUGCAGACUAUGGGCUUUACCUCUCUCCAGUCCAAAUCCACGAUGAUGACCGGAAGUUCUCUUGCCACGUUACAGUCAGGCCUGGCAAAAUCCUGAGGAGCUCCACCAGGGUCAAGGUUUUUGCUAAGCCAGAAAUCCCCAUGAUUAUGGAAAAUAACUCCAUGGAUGUCUUGGGAGAGAGAACAUUUACCUGCUCACUGAGGAAUGUAUUUCCUACAGCAAAUCUCACAUGGUUUAUAGAGAGAAGUUUUCCUCAAGGUGAAAGAGAAGAAAUAUACAUUGCAAAUGAAGAAAGAAAAGACAAAAGUGGAUUUUUGAAUGUAAAGUCUGUUUUCACAAGGGUGUAUGGCAAUGAACCAGCCCAAUCAAACAACCUGACCAUAUGGUGUAUGGCUCAGACUCCAGUGCCUGGAAAUAAAGUGUGGAAUAUCUCAUCUGAAAAGAUCACUUUUUCCUUGGGCUCAGUAAACCCUCCGACAGAUCCUGCACUUGGUAUUACAGAAUCUACCCUUGGCACCCAACCUUCUCCGGCCAACAACAGAUCUCCCACAGGAUAUCUAGCUACAUCUUCAAUGGCCCCUGUAGAUGUGAGCACACUGACUCCAAACAACACGCCUCAAACAAGCAAUUCCAGUGUGACUACCCAAGGCUUCAACUACUCCUGGACCUCCAGUGGGAAAGAUAUCAAAAACUCAGCUUCAUGGAUGCCCAGUGAAACAUACAGUUCAUUCCCCUCAGGUGCGGGCUCAACACUUCAUGGUGAUGACUUCAUCAGGACAACUGAAGAAUUUCCAGAAGUUCCCACAACUGCCAAUAGAUCUACUAAAAAUAAUGACAUCCAUAUCACUGGUAUUGUGGUUAAUAAGCCCAAAGAUGGAAUGUCCUGGCCAGUGAUGGUAGCAGCUUUGCUCUUUUUCUGCCUGGUAUCAUUUGGUCUUGGAGUGAGAAAAUGGUGUCAGUACCAACAAGAAAUCAUGGAAAGACCCCCAUCUUUCAAGCCGCCUCCCCCUCCCAUCAAGUACACUUGCAUUCAAGAGUCCAUUGGAAGUGAUCUACCCUGUCACGAGAUGGAAGCACUCUAACCCUUUGAGACUUUGCCAUACAAUGAAA
Messenger RNA from Eptesicus fuscus (big brown bat), 1738 nucleotides. RefSeq names its product CD96 molecule (gene CD96). Gene Ontology annotation, biological process: inflammatory response; cell-matrix adhesion. The transcript has 14 exons. Lineage: Eukaryota; Metazoa; Chordata; Mammalia; Chiroptera; Vespertilionidae. The record is from RefSeq and is a predicted model, not a curated record. The coding region runs from base 1 to 1710 and encodes 569 amino acids.